AUGUUGGAGGCGGAGAGUAAGUAUGACAUUGGAAUAGCUGUAGAAAUUUCACAAGGCGCUAGAGAUCAUUCCUGUAGUCGUGAUGGGAUUAACACAUUUAACAAUUAUUGUUAUGGUCAAGCUAAAUACUUAGUUUUAGUCCAAGAUCAAUCUUCAAAAAUAUAUGGUGGAUAUAGUCCGAUAGGAUUUCAGCCGUAUGGAGGAAGCUGUCAAUGGCAUAAUACAUCAGAUAGUUUUAUUUUUUCUUGUGAAGAAAAUAAAGGAGAUAUCAAAAACAUGAGAAUAAGUCGUGUAAUAAAUCCUAGCUAUGCGAUAUAUGAAAAUUAUAAUCAAGGAUUUGAUUUUGGUAAUACAUUUAGUUUCUAUGGUCAGAAUGUAUCUUUGCAAUAUCAAGGAUUUUAUGACACUAACGUUGUUAAUUCAGGCACUAGUAUUAAUUUUGUUCCUAAGGAAAUUGAACUUUUUAACGUAGUUCCUUAA
Funneliformis geosporum is the source of this 480-nucleotide messenger RNA. NCBI's taxonomy places the organism in Eukaryota, Fungi, Glomeromycota, Glomeromycetes, Glomerales, Glomeraceae. The record is from the annotation of a GenBank genome assembly.